AUGUUCAAGGGGAAUCUUAUGUUUUUGACUCUAAUGAGUCAGAAAGUCUUCAUCAAUACUGAACCUGUUGUUCAAGGCAAGACUAUAACAAUAAAUAACGUUGAAGAUUACACUAAUGCUGAUAAAAUUUAUCAAAUCAUGAUUGAAAAGAAUGCAAAUUCUAUUAUUAUUGAUAUAAAUGGCGGGAAUGAUUCUACCAAUGGAACAUUAAAAUCACAAAGAUACUAUUUCUUAGCAGAAAAAAUCGAAAUAAAAGGCAAUCAUUUCAAGAAGAUUGGAUAUAGAUGCUUUGCAAAUACAAAUAUGUUACUUACAGAAGUUGUCGUUUCCAAUUCUGUUACAGAAAUUGAGGAAAGCGCUUUUAAAAAUUCUCGGAUAGAAAAGUUUCAAUCAGAUAGUAUUACUAAUGCUGAAGAAAGCGCAUUUGAGAAUUGCUUUUAUAUAAAGUCAAUUUCAAUGAAUGGUUUGACUAAGAUUCCAUAUAGCUUUGCUUACAAUUGCUUCCAGCUGGAAAGUGUAAUAAUGAGAAGUGCAACUGAAAUAGAAUCAUAUGCGUUUUAUGAAUGUUUAUCAUUAUCACAAUUUGAAUUCGGAAAAGUUAUUUCAUUCGGUGUUUCAUGCUUCCAAAGAACAUCACUGAGAAAAAUAACGAUUCCAAGAGAAUGCACUAUGAUCAAGGCUUCAGCAUUUCAAUUUUCAUUACUUGAAUCAAUUAAUUUUGAAGUAGUAGAUAGUAACAUUACAUUAAGUCCAAAUGCAUUUUCCAAUACACAAUUGAAAAGUGUUGAAAUUCCAGAAAAAGCUAUUAUUCAAAAUAUAUUCCAAGAAUGUUUUCUAUUGAAAAAUAUUAAACUUCCUAGCUCAAUUACAAAUAUCCCAACUUAUUUUGCAGCCAAUUGCUAUAGUCUGGAGACAGUUACUGCUCCAGGAGUUACAACAAUAGAAAAACAAGCCUUUUAUUUUUGCAAAAAUCUGAAAUCAGUAACUUUUGGAACUGUUACAUAUUUUGGAAUAAAUUCAUUUGCGUAUUGUAAAGAAUUAGAAUAUGAAAUUACUUCUACAACUAAAGAUUCAGAAACACCAAUGACAAUUGAAGAAAAGGCAUUUUUCUAUUGCAAAAAAGUUAAAGCAUCGAGUAUUUAUUGUCAGAGAUUAGAUCAUUAUUGUUUUGCAGGAUGCCAAGGUAUUACAAGUUUAUCUAUUUAUACACAAGGAAUUGGAACUUCUGCUUUUCAUUAUUGUUCCAACCUGAAAAACAUAAAGAUUUAUCCUAUUACAGAUAAUAUUAUUAUUGAAGAUAAUAAUAGCUCAAUUGCUAAUUCAACUGAAGAUAUGGAUAAUCCAGGUAACGAAACUGAAGGAGAUAAUCCGAGUGAAAGCGAUGAGAAGCCAAUAUCUUAUUUUGUAAUAUAUCCAAAUGCGUUUUGUAAUUGCACGAAUUUGGAAGAUAUUCAAUUCAUAAGACUAGAUGAUUUACCAAUUGAACACAAAAUAUUUGAAUAUGCAUUUGCAUAUACAGGAGAAAUCAAAGAGCUUGAUUUAUCAUUAUUUAUGCAGGUAUCUCAUCACGCAUUUCAAUCUUCGAAGAUCAAAAAAGUUAUCAUAGGUGAUGUUGAUGAGUUUUGCUUUGCAAAUUGCACAUAUUUAACAAAAAUUGUAGUACGUAAUUCAUCAACAAAAUUCGAUGCAAGAGCAUUCUCUGAUUGUGUAAAUGCAAAAUUUGAGUUUCCUCUUCUAAGAAGCAAUAUUUAUAUUGAAAAUGGUUUUAUCAUUAACGAUGAAAGAAUAAUUUUAUCUUUGUCAUCUUUUAUAAAAGAUGAGAAAAUUACAAUCCCAGCUCAAUAUUCAAAUAUUUCCCAAAAUGCUUUUCUUUUUGCUAAAAAUUUGAAAGAAAUUGUAAUAGAAAACAUUACAUUUUAUAUUACAGAUUCAUUAUCAAAUAUUCCAAGUUUGAAGAAAAUAUCAUUUCCAUCAAAAAUGCUUUUGAAUUCCAUAGAUUAUGGAUCUUUCCAAAACGAUUGCUUGUUAGAAGAAAUCGAAAUUCCUUCAAGUAUAAUAUCGAUAGAAGAUCAAGUGUUCUACAAUUGUACUUCCCUUAAGAAGAUAUCAAUACCAAAUAAAGUUAACUUUAUUGGCAAAUAUGCAUUUUAUAAUUGCAUAAGCCUGAAAUCAAUUGUUUUACCUCCUAGCGUCAAAUUUAUUGGAUCUAAUGCCUUUGAAAGAUGCAUUUCAUUGAAAGAAAUCGAUUUAUCAAUGAUAAGCGAGCUAUCAAAAUCAAUUUUAAGUCAAUGCACAAAUCUUUAUUCGAUCAAAUUAUCAACAAGUCUAAUAUCAAUAAAUGGAUACGCUUUCCAAGAAACAAGUAUAAAAUCUUUUAAUAUCCCUGAUUCAGUUAGAUCGAUUGGAGAAAAUAUUUUCUAUAACUGCUCAUACCUUAAAGCGGUAACAAUUGGAAAGGGAAUAACAACUCUAAACAACUUGUUCAAACUGUCCUCGAUUAAGGAAUUUCAUAUUCCAUCACACAUAACUCAGAUAAAUGGAAAGUGUUUUGAAGCAGUUCCAAAUAUACGUGUGACAAUUGAUAAAGAUCAUCCAGUGUUUUAUAUCAAAGAAAACUUCAUUAUCAGAAAAGUUGACAAUGCAAUAAUAUGCACAUUCGGCGAAUUGCCAAAAACAAUUAAAAUCCCAGAUGAAAUAGAACAGAUUAAUUCGAUCACAUUAAAUCGUAACUGGGAAAAAACAAAUGAUGGCUUUGGAGGUGAGUUUUAUGAGGACUAUAGUAAACUUCCAAAUACUGUGAUUCUUCCUGAAUCAUUUAUGAAUGGUAUUCCAAAUGAAAUACUUGGAAUUAAACUAGUUUGUUAUAAAGGAGCAUAUCUUCUCGGACAAGAUGAUGGUGAAAUAUCAUCAAGUACUGAGAUUUGGACAGAGUAUGAUGCAACUGACAAAUAUACAUCAAAUAAAAUUUUUGAUAAGGAAAUUUUAGGACAGAAUUGUAAUUCAAAGAAUAUUAUUUUAAAUUCAAAAUGGAGGCAUAUAAAUGGCCUAUCAACAUUAGAAAUAGCAUUAAUUGUGAUCUCAGUACUUCUUUUCAUCGUACUAAUUGGAUUAAUCAUUAUGUUUUUUGGUUCAUUAAGAAAGAAUAAGAGAAAUGACAGCGAUUCAGGAUUUAACCAAAAUCAAAUCUGA
Trichomonas vaginalis G3 is the source of this 3189-nucleotide messenger RNA. RefSeq names its product leucine-rich repeats (6 copies)-containing protein. Lineage: Eukaryota; Parabasalia; Trichomonadida; Trichomonadidae. The transcript has a single exon. The record is from RefSeq and is a predicted model, not a curated record. Bases 1 to 3189 code for a protein of 1062 amino acids.